GGAUCUCAGCCCCGCCCCUCGCUCUCUCUGCGAGCCGAGCUGGAGGAUCAGCCGCCGGCAUCUCAGCGACCAUGGACCGAGGAGGAGGUGGAGGAGGAGGAGGAGGAGGAGGGGGAGUGCGGGGUCCAGCUCUCCCCCCGGGCGCCUCGGAGCCGUCCCCGGGGCCCGGGGCCGCCAGAGAACCGGAGGGACGCGUCCCGGUACCGAUGAACCUGUUUGCGACCUGGGAGAUCGACCGGUGCUCUCCGAGCUGCGUCCCCAGGCUGUGCAGUCUGACUGUGAAGAAGCUGAUGGUUUUAAAGGAGCUGGACCGAGAGCUGAGUUCUGUCGUCAUCGCUGUUAAGAUCCAGGGCUGCAAACGGACUCUGAGAUCUAACGAGUACCUGCUGCCUCCAGACGGCCUGAUGGAAACAGACCUGGAGCUCACCUUCUCCCUGCAGUAUCCUCACUUCCUGAAGCGUGACUCUAACCGUCUCCAUGUGAUGCUCCAGAGGAGGAAGCGCUAUAAGAACAGAACGUUCCUGGGCUACAAGACGCUGGCGGUGGGCGUGGUCAACAUGGCCGAGGUGAUGCAGCGACCCACAGACAGAGCCCACGUCCUCGGUCUCCAUAGCAACCUCAAGGAUGUUUCAGUGCGCACGGCGGAGCUGAGCGUCCACGCUCUGUCCAGUCAGCCCAUAGAGCAGGAGGACGGUCACCGUGGCAACAAGACCAAGGCAUCAGGUUUCUCUCUGGACGCAGAGACAUUCUGGGAGGACGAGGAGGACAGUUUCUCCUCUGGACAGGAAGGAAGUGACGACGCUGUACAUCCACAGGACUUAUUUGACGAUGGCGACGAUGACGUCCAGGGAAAGACGAAGAAAACAAUGAUGCAGACAGGAUCCCUGUCUCAGCAGCCGAACUUCAAGCAAAAGUUUGUGGCUCUGCUCAAGAAAUUCAAAGUCACCGAUGAGGUUCUGGACUCGGACCCGGUGGGUCCGGGUCAGGAGGCCGAGGAGGACCUGGACCUCCUCUACGACAGUUUGGAGCUUUACAACCCGAGUGACAGCGGCCCCGAGCUGGACGACAAUGACAGCCUCCAGAGUACACCCAAACCAAAACUCAGGCCGUUCUUUGAGGGCAUUUCUCAGAAUGAGACUGGGAGAAACCAACAAAGAGAACAAACAGCUGCGUCUUCACAUCUGCUUCCCUCUGAAGCUCAGGGCCCUGCGGAAGUUGAGGAUGAAGUUGCCAUGGCAACAGACGCAGGACCGGCGGCCAAGCUCUGCAGAACCGAGUCCCAGACGCACAUGUCACCAAGCAGGGCAGGAAGCCAGGUGCCUCGCCAUCCAUGGAGCAUGUCCACGAGAGACAGACAAAACUCGAGAGGGACGGAGAGGACGAGCAGCGUUGACAGUGAGACGUCAAGUGACUACAGGACGCCUGCUCCACAGGUGGCCAGGAAGUGUGUUUUGGAUCAGGUGAACCACAUCCUGUUCUCCGAUGAACACAUACCUGAGUACGUCAUUUUGAUCAACACCACAGACUGGCAGGGACAGUAUCUGUCUGAGGUUCUGUUCGAUCAGCCAAUCAUCUGCACCGUCUCAGCCGCUGAUGUCCAGGCUGCACUCAGCGCCGUCAUCGCUCGCAUCCAGAGAUUCUGUAACUGUAACUCCCAGACUCCGCCCACGGUGAAGGUGGCGGUGGGUGGAGAUCAGGUUUACCUCAGCACCGUCCUCUGUUGCUUCGUGGAGCAGCUGGCCAGCAAGACGCCUGAUUGGCUGAGCUAUGUCCGCUUCCUCAUCCUACCUGUUGGCAUCCACCCGCUGGCCAAGUACCUGUCCUCCCUGGACGGGAGGUUCAGUGGUCUCUUCAUGGAUGCUGGAUGGAGGGAGCUGUUUGGACAAUUGGAGCCUCCUCCUCUGGAUCCAGUGGGCGUGGCCAGUCGUGUUUCUCAGUAUUUGUCUGGAGCAAAUGUUUCUCACCCAUGUCCGAUCUCUGAGGCCAUGCUGACCUGCAAACACAAGAGCCUCGACAAUGACUCCUGUCAGAAGUUUGUUCCUUUCAUCGCGCUGGUGAAGGUCGGAGUCGUGGAGCACGACUUCCUGUCCACCUCAGUGGACUCUGAUGACACCACACUGGGAUCUCCUCCCUCCCAAUCAGGAGCCCCCUUCACCUCCACGCCGCCCCCCUCCCCCUCCAUCAGCUGUCCAGCCGAGGUGAUGGGUCUACAGGUGGACUACUGGAGCAGUCAGGCCGGCGGAGGAGGAGGAGGAGGAGGAGAGAGGAGGAAGGAGGUUGGCAUGAAGAACACCCUGAAGAGCAACUUCCGCUGUCUUCAGGUGUCGAGGCUCGGAGGAGGAGAUGUGAUGAGUAUGACGGUGGUUACGAAGGAGAAGAACAAGAAAGUCAUGUUCCUCAGUAAGAAGAUGAAGGAGAAGGAGGCGGAGUCGAGGAGUCAGCUGAUUGAAGGCAUCAGCAGGCUGAUCUGUACCUCCAAACACCAACACACACUCAGAGUGUCCAUAGACGGGGUGGAGUGGAACGACGUGAAGUUUUUCCAGCUAGCCGCUCAGUGGCCAACACAUGUCAAACACUUUCCUGUUGGGAUCUUCGGCUACAACAAGCCCUGAAGCUCCUCCACCUCCUCACCUGGAUCACAUGACCCCCUGUGGGCGUGUCCAGGUGAGACAACCUGUUGUACCUUUUACUUUUUUAUAUGACAUGUAUUUAUCACUUCUUGUAAAAAUGUCUACAGAGCUUCAUGUGUUCAUUCGUAGUUGUUUUAUUUAUUUUAUUUAUUGUAGGUGGAUGUAUUGCUCAUUAAUGUCUGACUUGUAAAGUUAUAUUAAACAGUUGUCAUAGCAGCGAAAAAAUUGAUGAACGUGCAGCUUCAUUGUUAAUCAGUGACUGUUAAGAUUUCAACAAAGAGACAAACAACCACUAACAGGCUCAUGAUGUGUAAACGUAGCAAUUAAUCUCGAAAGAUUUCACCUGUAAAUCUUAGAUCUAGGGAAUCCUGAAUGGUACAAACUGUAUUACCCAUGAUGCUCAGCUACUGAAGAUCCCUGGAAGAGUUGCCUCAGUUAGCAGAGCCUUUAAUGUUCAGUCAGAUCAUGUUGUUGUUUACUUUCAAUCACUGCUCAUCUGUCAAUGUGUGAAACAGAACAAAAAGUCAUUCUGAUCUCUGUCAGACGUCUGUUUUCAGAGCUGUGGUCCAGUUAAGUGUGAGAAGGACAGCACCGAAGACAUGUCGCUAACUCUACUUUAAUAUUUCAACAGUUUACAUCAUCGAAAUCAACCAAUCACAUCAGAGAAUAUCUGUUAACUAAUGGAUCCACUGCUGCGGCAGAGUCUCUUUACAGUAAAGACUGACUACAUUUCACACUCAGUGCAGAUACAGGAUUCAUGUUGGUGCAACACUAUUGCAGUUGUCCUGCAGGUUUUCAGAGCUACCUCCUUCAUCGUGGACUCUACGGUGGACGUGGUGUCAAAAUCCAUGCUCGUCAAAAAUAAACAGUUUAGGUGUCUGUGAAGGUUCUCAGUCGUCUAAAAAAAAACAAAGUUGAAACAAGGACAACUGGACUGGUAGAGUUCCUUGAAGACGUUUCAUCCAAGUCUUCAGCUCUGAAGGACUGGUGGGGGUCUGGGGCUGGGGUUUAAAAAGGGACAUCCGUCAGAAACUUUAGGUUAAACACUGCUAAAGUGUUCAGGUGAGUCCUAAAGGAAAAUGUGAAAAUGAACGGUGUUGGAAGUCAGCAGCCUGAGAGGUUCCACUUGAACCUUUUCCAUGUUAAGUCCUGGAUUAGGGUGAAACAAACUAAAAGAACUUACACAGUUUGAAUGUGAUUUUUAAGACCAGUUAUCAAAGAAGCUUUAUAAACCUGUCAGAGCUGUGAUAUAUUCUUUGAAACCAUUUGAAGAAGCAGUUUGAACCUUCAGAUGUUCUGAACCUUUA
This is a messenger RNA of Mugil cephalus (flathead mullet), 3937 nucleotides long. Its product is annotated as phosphofurin acidic cluster sorting protein 1-like. The record is from RefSeq and is a predicted model, not a curated record. Lineage: Eukaryota; Metazoa; Chordata; Actinopteri; Mugiliformes; Mugilidae. Gene Ontology annotation, molecular function: transmembrane transporter binding. The transcript has 24 exons. Gene Ontology annotation, biological process: protein localization to plasma membrane. The coding region runs from base 72 to 2612 and encodes 846 amino acids.